This is a messenger RNA of Fusarium pseudograminearum CS3096, 885 nucleotides long. RefSeq lists its product as uncharacterized. The coding region runs from base 1 to 885 and encodes 294 amino acids. Gene Ontology annotation, molecular function: nicotinate-nucleotide diphosphorylase (carboxylating) activity. Gene Ontology annotation, biological process: NAD+ biosynthetic process; quinolinate catabolic process. NCBI's taxonomy places the organism in Eukaryota, Fungi, Ascomycota, Sordariomycetes, Hypocreales, Nectriaceae. Gene Ontology annotation, cellular component: cytoplasm. The record is from RefSeq and is a predicted model, not a curated record. The transcript has 2 exons.
AUGGCUCAACCCAAAGGAAACCUCGCAAACCUCCUCCCUCCCUCGUGGAAAACUUCAGUCACAGCUUGGCUCGCCGAAGACACGCCCUCUUUCGACUACGCCGGCUUCGUUGUUGGUGACGGUCCCCGCGUCGCUACCCUCUGGGGCAAAUCGAGCGGUGUUAUUGCCGGCCGACCCUUCUUCGACGAGGUCUUUGCGCAAUGCGGCUGCACGGUCGAGUGGCACGCUGAGGAGGGAAACGAUGUCGAUCUGAGUAGUGGCAAGCACCGAGUCGCAACUGUCAAGGGCCCUGUGCGCGGCAUUCUCCUUGGAGAGAGAGUUGCGUUGAACACACUUGCGCGAUGCUCUGGUGUUGCAACCAGGAGUUCAAGGCUUGUAUCCAUCGCGCGCAAGGCUGGGUACACAGGUGUGAUUGCAGGAACACGAAAAACGACACCAGGAUUCCGCCUUGUUGAAAAGUACGGCAUGCUGGUCGGUGGUGCCGACGCUCACAGAAUGGAUCUCAGCGCUAUGAUUAUGUUGAAGGACAACCAUGUCUGGAGCCGGGGCAGUAUCACCGAUGCCGUCAAGGCUGCCAAGUCAGUCGGCGGAUUCAGCAUGAAGGUCGAGGUUGAAGUACAGAGCGAGGCCGAGGCGGAUGAGGCAAUUGAAGCUGGUGCUGAUGUUGUCAUGUUGGAUAACUUCACUGGCGAUGGUGUCAAGGUUGCUUCUCGUAGUCUCAAGGAGCGCUGGCAAGGGAAGAGGCACUUCCUGUUGGAGGUUUCUGGUGGUCUUCAGGAGGAUAACUUUGAAGCCUAUCUAUGCAAUGAUGUCGAUAUUCUGUCAACAAGUUCGAUUCAUCAGGGUGUGCCGCACAUAGACUUUUCACUCAAGAUCGAGCACUAA